AUUAAAAAAACAAGAGGCUUGUUAAUCUCUGCCACACAUUUAUGACAGCAGUCCCACUGGGAGGGCUGUAUUUCAGGGCAGCACUGACUAAUCUCACUGUCCGCUCUCUGCAGGCAGCACCACCCCUGUUAGAGGAAAGAGUGGCUUCCUGUUAUUCUUCUCCUCACAUUAUUUUUGUAGACUUAUCUGAUUGUUAUUAGCAGAGUGGAGCUCCAGGAUGGCAGUUUUGGAAGUUAUGGGUUUCUUCACUUUUCCCAAGUUUUUAUGUUUACUGAUAUGGGUUGCUGUCAGUUACAAUGGAAGUUAUGUGAAGGCAGACCAUAUCUCUAACCUUUCUGGAGGACUAACAGAGAACUCCAACUAUACUCUAACUACAGUAACAUUGGAAUUUGCAACCAGUUGCAAGGGAUUUUAUGGGAAGGCAGACCGUAUCUCUAAUCUUCCUGCAGGACUAAGAGACAACACCUCUUGCUAUGCCGAAAUCAUCGAAGUUGUUUGCUGGGCACAUUUUAAUUCCACUAUGAAUACAAGAUUUAAAAAUGAAAGUUAUUGUGACUGGUCCCAGGUGAUGAGGGUUUAUAGUGAAUUCCAGAACUGCACAGAAUACGUGAGUGAGUUUUACUGUCUUCCAUAUCCAAAUCCACUGGUAGAAGACUUUUUUUUUCAAGCACACAGAACAUUUUUUUCAAAAUGCAAUUCACCACCACCACCACCACUGGUUAUGGAUCCUCCAAUAAGCACUUUACUGGGUAUGAUUGCUAUUCCAAUCUGUUUGUUGCCGUUUAUGGUGCUUCUCGUUGUAUGGAAGACCAAAGACGGUGAACCUCAGUUAUAGAGUUGCUGUAUUAUUCCACUCUGUAUAACUAUUUUGUGUUAUUGCUGUUAUUAUUAUAUUAUCAUAUUAAUUGGAAAACAUACUAAUCAUUUGUAAAGAGUCACUGUAUAAAUAAAAAAGCUAUCCUUCUGCCUGUGUGAAUAAUAAUA
Messenger RNA from Protopterus annectens (West African lungfish), 984 nucleotides. It is a transcript of the gene RAMP2, whose product is annotated as receptor activity modifying protein 2. Gene Ontology annotation, biological process: angiogenesis; G protein-coupled receptor signaling pathway; protein localization to plasma membrane. The transcript has 6 exons. The record is from RefSeq and is a predicted model, not a curated record. Gene Ontology annotation, molecular function: coreceptor activity. Bases 218 to 835 code for a protein of 205 amino acids. Lineage: Eukaryota; Metazoa; Chordata; Ceratodontiformes; Protopteridae. Gene Ontology annotation, cellular component: cell surface; membrane; signaling receptor complex.